UGCACUUUGUUAAAAAAUCACCGAGCUCUCAUGACCCAAGUGCACAGACGUUGUACUAGUAAACUAAACUGAAGAUGCCAACCCAAAGUGUACUUAUCCGAGAUUCCUCUUUUCUGACGAGGGUACUGCAGCAGUACUUGAGUUUGUUAAAGAAAUAUCCAAUCAUCACCAAAUCGGUUACGAGUGGUAUUCUCUCUGCUUUGGGAAAUCUACUGUCUCAAGCUUUGGAGUACAGGAAGAGCAACAAAGAAAAUAGCCCAAAAAAGAAAAUCAAUGUACUGGGACCUGUACACUUUGCAAUAUUUGGACUUUUUAUCACAGGUCCAGUCAGUCAUUACUUCUACCAUCUCCUGGAGGUGCUGUUGCCUAACACUGUCCCAUACUGCCUGAUCAAGAGCCUGCUGCUGGAACGUCUAAUAUUCGCUCCUGCUUUCCUCUUGCUCUUUUAUGUGGUUAUGAAUGCUUUGGAGGGCAAGACUCUCGCAGAUGUUCAAAACAAACUUAAAACAAGUUACUGGCCUGCGAUGAAGAUGAACUGGAAAGUUUGGACCCCAAUUCAGUUUAUCAAUAUCAACUAUGUACCUGUACAGUUCCGAGUGCUGUUUGCAAACCUGGUUGCUUUAUUCUGGUAUGCCUAUCUAGCCUCGGUCAGGAAAUGAAACCACAAAACCAGCUACAGUAGGCCUUGGUUGAAUCCAAUUUGUGCCUUUAAAGGACUUCUGCGCGUCGGAUAUGUUUUAAAUGUCUUCCAGGAAAACUGAUGGGGAAUAUUGAUCAGUUUCUGUAAAAUAACUGUGAUGUGGAUCAGUAAUGAGAUUUUAUUGCUACUUCCACUGAUGGUUAAUGACUUGUUGCUCUGUUAUGAAUCAUUUUAGAAAAAAAAAAUCUGCUUAUGUCUUUCUUCUGCUUGUGGAAGCACCUGACAAUGAUGUCAGGGUUUUGAUUGUUGUAUUUGAUUAAUUAAAAUAUAUUGAUCACAAACUUAUUUUAGCGGUUACUAUUACUACUGCUAUUAUCUUCACUGUGAGUUGAUAUGCAUAAAUAGCAGUGAUCUUGCUAAUAUAUUUUGUGUACUUUCAUAGCCAGAUAAAUGCAUACAAUGUUUUUAUGACACUUGGUUCAAAAUAAUUACCAGCACACACACACAUGCACACCAAUAAAAAUGUAUUGUAAUUC
Molecule: messenger RNA, 1176 nt
Organism: Sinocyclocheilus anshuiensis
Lineage: Eukaryota; Metazoa; Chordata; Actinopteri; Cypriniformes; Cyprinidae
Gene: pxmp2
Product: peroxisomal membrane protein 2
Exons: 5
Coding region: 75-659 (194 amino acids)
Cellular component (GO): cytoplasm; peroxisomal membrane
Source: RefSeq, a predicted model, not a curated record